Molecule: messenger RNA, 348 nt
Organism: Enterobius vermicularis (human pinworm)
Lineage: Eukaryota; Metazoa; Nematoda; Chromadorea; Rhabditida; Oxyuridae
Source: the annotation of a GenBank genome assembly
AUGAGCCAAACGAGAAGCACCAGUAUACCCCAUCCAGACCAUCAAAAACCUGACGAAAUUCCAAAACGGCGCUCCAGAGUCACAAAAUACAGGAAUUUGGACAAUCAACCAACAAAACAGGAUGCUUACGCCAAACCACCAGGUCCUUUCCCAAAUAUAGAUCAAUCUUCUAAACAUAGACCCGUUAAGAAAGUUCCACCACUUCAUGUCAGGUCGGUAAAUGCAAAUCGACAUAGAUUUAUUAUUAACUGGAAAGAAGAUGAUAUUCUCAACAUAAAAGACGCGACUCCUUUUCCUUCUUCCAUUGAUCGUCUAUAUUUUGAUGGUAAAAGAAUUCGACCUUACUAA